AUUCUAGAGUUGGAGCCUUGCGAAUGUGUUCCGAAGAAGAGAAGAAUAGAUAAUCUAGUUGCAUUACCUGACCCUAAAGUUGAUACAAAAGAAGACGAUAGGGUGAUAAGAGGUUCAUAUCGUGCUGUUCCUAGAACAGUAGAGGACUGGAAUGAAGAUGAUGAUGAAAAUGAAGAAAUGGAAGAUGGAGAGCAUUUUCGCCGUGCUAGACUACAAAUCACUACUACAGAGCCUCGAACUAUAGUAUAUAUAAGACAACAAGAAUAUCUUACUGAAAAACAAUUGGACCAUUUGCUCUGUAA
Messenger RNA from Cherax quadricarinatus, 302 nucleotides. NCBI's taxonomy places the organism in Eukaryota, Metazoa, Arthropoda, Malacostraca, Decapoda, Parastacidae. The record is from RefSeq and is a predicted model, not a curated record.